AUGGCUACAAUUGCACCACCUCUUCACAGAGGCAUGGUAAAACUUGAGCGAUCAGCUUUUAACAAAGUCGUCGAAAUGCUAGCAAUCAAAGUACCUACUAAAAAAGUGGGUGUUGUUAUGAAGGACUUUUCAAAAGAUCUUUUUAAUCAGCCUAGACUUCGAAAUGUCGAGCCUGAUCCAGAAUCAAAAGAUUCAAAAUUAGUUUUAUUAAGACUAGAUUUGGAAUCGAUUGGUGAUCUAUCACAAGAUAAAUUAGAUGAAAUUAGAAAAAACGGCUUUGAAGUUGUUAAGCAUCAUAUUGAAUUAGAUUACGAUUAUUGGACUACAGAACAAAUUUUGCAUGCUGUCAUACCAGAGAAUUUAACUGAUGUUCCUUCUUCCUUUACACAAAUUGGACAUAUCGCCCAUAUGAAUUUGCGUGAAGCGUAUUAUCCAUGGAAGCAUUUGAUCGGACAAGUUAUUUUAGAUAAAAAUAAGAAUAUAACAACAGUUGUUAACAAGACAGAUAAUAUUGAUACGACCUUUAGAUUCUUUAAAAUGGAAGUCUUGGCUGGAGAGGAUAAUAUGAUAGCAGAAGUGAGAGAGAAUGGAUGUAGAUUUAAAUUUGAUUUCUCUAAAGUCUAUUGGAACUCAAGAUUACAUACUGAACAUGAACGUUUAAUUGAAUUAUUUCAACCUAAAGAAUAUAUUUGUGACGUAUUUGCUGGUGUAGGUCCAUUUGCUUUACCUGCCGCUAAAAAGGGAUCUAUCGUUUAUGCAAAUGAUCUUAAUCCAAAUUCAUAUGAAUGGAUGAAGACGAACAUUAAAGCUAAUAAGAUUACUUCAGGAAUUUACCCCUAUAAUUUAGAUGGUAGAGCCUUUAUUCGACAAGCAGUAAAAGACUUGCAAGCAUUAGAUACAUCAAAAUGGAAGACAUUUGAUCACUUUGUUAUGAAUCUUCCUGCUACAGCAAUUGAAUUCUUGGACACUUUUCGAGGAUUAUAUCAUGAUAAAAAGGAAUUGUUUGAUAAUACAGAAAAUGCAAAAUUACCUAUGAUUCAUUGUCAUUGUUUUACAAGAAGUUCUAAUGCUACAGAAGACAUUUUAGAAAGAGUGAGUCAAGCAAUGAAAGGAAGUCGACCUGAUCCAUUAAAGACUACACUUCAUUGGGUUAGAAAUGUAGCACCAAAGAAAGAUAUGUAUUGUAUUUCAUUUCCCUUAAGUUCAGAGAUAGCAUUUGCAUCCCCAACAACUAUAAACAAGUAA
Molecule: messenger RNA, 1245 nt
Organism: Cokeromyces recurvatus
Lineage: Eukaryota; Fungi; Mucoromycota; Mucoromycetes; Mucorales; Mucoraceae
Product: guanine(37)-N1-methyltransferase
Exons: 8
Coding region: 1-1245 (414 amino acids)
Biological process (GO): mitochondrial tRNA methylation; tRNA N1-guanine methylation
Cellular component (GO): mitochondrial matrix; cytoplasm
Source: RefSeq, a predicted model, not a curated record